Chenopodium quinoa (quinoa) is the source of this 516-nucleotide messenger RNA. RefSeq lists its product as uncharacterized. Bases 1 to 516 code for a protein of 171 amino acids. The transcript is spliced from 3 exons. NCBI's taxonomy places the organism in Eukaryota, Viridiplantae, Streptophyta, Magnoliopsida, Caryophyllales, Amaranthaceae. The record is from RefSeq and is a predicted model, not a curated record.
AUGGCAGGGGGGAGAAAUUCUAGUAAUGGUGGAAACGAUUUGAAUGAAGUAGUGAGGCAAUUGGAAGCAUUUGCCCAACAAUUGGCAAGAAACUCAACUGGUAAUGGGGAUGCUCAGGGGGAGCUCUUUAAAAAGGUGGCACAAAUGAGUUGUGCUACUUACUAUCUGAGGGGUGAAGCUGACCUUUGCUGGCAACAAAAUGAGACUACCAUUAGAGCGCUACCUGGGUUCAAUUGGGCUGAGUUCCAAGAGAAAGUGAGAGACAAGUUUUAUCCUAGCUUUUUGCAGAAGCAGAAAGCUGAGGAAUUCUCAAACCUUAAGAUGGAAAAGAUGUCAGUUACGGAAUACUACACCAAGUUUAUUGAGUUGUCCCGUUUUGCUGAAGAGUUUGUUGCUACAGAGAAAGCAAAGGCUAGGAAGUUUGAGAGUGGUUUAACUACUGAUUUGCAGUUAAAGCUGUGCGGGCAAGUAUUUGAGACCCUGGAUAAAAACAUUAGCUUAGUCUUGUCAAAUUGA